UUAUCCCCAAAAGUCAUCGGGGCGAAAAAAACGUUGCAAAAGACGCUAUUGUACCGGAUGUUCGUCCGUGAGUCACCGAAACGCAGGAGAAACUUUUCCAAAGUCUUUGAAAUAUUUAUUAACGUCGACUACCACAACUCUCUUUUCUGUUUCCACGGCAACGCGGCUUCGGCGUUUGUCCUCGUGGCUGAGAGGCGGAACCACAAAAAAAAGACGGCUCCUCGAUUCCCGAUCCCUGUGGGAGUCCUUAACGAUUCGGAGAUGGUAAGGAGAGCUUGGCUGGAGCAGCCAUUUCAGGACGGAGCCUACUACCCCUACAGCAGUGACACCCAGGGGAACCAUUCAUCAGCAGGGAUCCCAUCCCUCUUGAAUUCCCCACUCAGCCAGCACGCUGUAAAAGUCCAGUCUGCACUAGGCAUGGCUCCGGCCGGUGCGCCACCCACCAUUCUGGCCUUCAGGUUCCGCCAGCGUAGGGAGAGUGUGGACUGGCGGCGAAUCCACGCUGUCGACAUUGACCUGGUGAUUAGCCAGCUCGAUGUGGAUGUCCUUCAGGAGCACAUAAGCACGGUGACCUUCUGCAGCUUGGAUGGGGAGCGAUGUCAGCGCUGUCAAAGCCCUGUGGACCGAGCUCUCAUCAAGAUCCUCCAGUUGGCCCAGCUCACAGUUGAAUGGCUCCUCCACUGUCAGGAAUGUCUCACGCUCAAUCUGCAAGCAGCAGAGGAGAGGCUGGCGAGCGCCAACAUGCAGCAGGAGCAGCUACUGGCUCAGAUGAAGAAGCAGGAGGAGAGCAUGAUGGCGAUGACGGCCGAGCUCAAGAACAGGAGGAAGAUCAUACGCAAACAGCAAACCCUGUUCGCCCCACAAAUCACAAACAGCCAAAAGUGCACAUUUUGUAAAAAGAAGUUCCUCACAGCUUCAUUUCUCCAGAGUCACAUCCAGCGGCGCCACCCUGAUGAGAAUGAUAUACAGUUACUCUCAAACAGUGAGGAGAAAUCUCAGAUCCAAGCCCUGAAAUUUGAGAUGAACAGUCUGAAGGAGCAGAUUGUUCAACAGCAACAGACACUGGAAGCAAAAACAGCUGAGAAUCAAAAGCUGCAGAGACACCUGGAAGAGAGUGAGCAACAGAUGCGAGAGAGUGAAAAGAAAUCUCAGAUUGAAAGCCUCAAGCUGGAGAUAAAAAAUCUAAAGGAUCUUAUUCAACACCAAUACAUCAUACAAGCUAGACCAGCAGAGGACGAGAAGCAGCAAUCCAAGGACAAAGAUCUGCUAAAAGAACUGGAUCGUUUUAAAGAAGUAGAGAUGGUGCAGAUACAAGCCAUUCAAAAGCUGGAGCAUCAACAGAAGCAGCAGGACAAAAAAUGGGAGUCGAGGCUGGGGAAAAUCACUGCUCUUCAUGAGUCAGAAAAGAAUGAUUUGCAGAAAGAAUUGAGCAGAUUGCAGUCUGCCGUGUUAGAGCACCAGGAGCACAGCAAGAGGCAGCUUCAAGAGAUGCGAAGGAAGCUGCAAGAGAAGGAACAAACCAUCCAGGAUCAGAGGGAGCAGAUACAGAAUACAUUUUCAAACCCAUCCACUAAAGUACUUAAAGUACCAGUGUUAGUAAGUGCACCAGCUCCAGAGCCGAAAACAAAGAAAGUUGUACUUGAGGAGCUCAUCUCCUAUCCUCAGCUGGAUCCAAUCCAAGAGCUGUCCGAAGAGGAGGAAGACUUGACCAGCAUCCCUGAGAAGAGGCCAGUGGAGAAAAAGUCUGAACCUUUUCCAGAGAAGAAACACAGGGUGUCGGUCAGAAGGAACCCCAACAAGACCGAAAUCAAGCGACAUCUUGAGCAGGUUGUAAUGACGAAGCUGGAGAGCCUGGGAGUGAAGCCGGAUCAGAGAAAACUGAAGACCAAGGAGCUCAGGUCUGUUCUUGCUACUAUGCACACAAAGCGGCAGAGCCAUGCAAAACAGUUGCCUGACUAUUGGCGCCAUCGUGUGGACAUAACUAAUACUUUGGAGCGGAAGCUAAGCUUGAAAAGAAAGGACAGCAAUCUCCAGUCCAGACACUGUGUACAGGUGUUGCAGACGCGCCCUCGAUCCAGCAGUCUCCCUUCCAGGGCAUCGCAGGGUAUCUCUGACGCUGUAGCCCGACAGGCCAAGACCCCCCAACCAGCUCCAAGAGUCAAGACCACCAUCCAACCAAAGACGUCUACACCCAGCCACAAAACUGCUCAGAGAGAACACACUCCCAAAACACCGCCUUUCAGUUCUUUUGUGGAUUCAGAAGAGGACGAUACAGACAUGGAGGACAGUGAACCUCCUCAACACCAAUGGGGCAAAACUUCACAAGCUAAAAUAAAUAAAGAGGAAGCAGUUCAAACCAGUGCAAGAAAAUCCAAUGUGAUCCAGGCGAGGCCGGCUCUAACCAGGCUCUCAUCCUCCAAAAGCCAGCUCGGUGGUGGCGUGACUACAACAGCGAUCAUGAAGAUAGAGAAUGACGAUGAUGAUGAUGAGGACGAUGAUGAUGAGUUGUCAGAUGUCAGUGAGCUGCAGGAGAUCGAUUCCAGACAGCUCCAGAGAUUCAAAGACCAGAAUGGCAACAUAGAAAAGUCAAACUCUGGUAAAGUCAGUGACCUGGCAAGGAAAAUAGAGAGACAGAUUGCAAAUAAACCAUCAAAGAAACCGGUAGGGGGCGUGAGCAUCUUGCCACAGUCCAAGGAUGAGGUUCAGGAAUUCUUGUCGUCAGAUCUGGAUGAGAGCAGUGAAGAUGCCAACUCCUAUUUUGAGGACAGACAAGAAAAGUUGAAUAUACCUCACAAUUCUGGAACAACGAUGAAGAGCCAGGACUCAGUCAGCACUAGCGUGUGGGACUCCUCCACAGGAAAAGACACUUCCAUAGGAAAAGCUUCCAGAUCAGGUUUAACUGAAGCUGGAACAGGGAGUACCUUGAAGAGCAGUCUGUGUUACCUCAGUGACAUCUGUGACUCAGAGGAUUUAAACAAUUAGGAAAGUUACACACCUGCUCAUCAGACACUGGUAAAGUUUCUGGUAAAUUGCAGAAGGAGCAACAAACAACAGACAUCGCCACCUUGUGCUGGAUACAACCACAUCCACAUCACCGGGCAAAACCUAGAACCUCAAGUCCAUAUAUGGAAAACGGCCACAAUAAAGACAAUAUAUGUUAGCAUAGCUUAGCAUUUUCAAUAUUACCUCAUCCCUCUGCCAACUGUUUUGCACAUGUUUUCAAAUGUUUUUUUGUUUUAUUAUUUUCAGAUCUGGCGGCACGGUAGCCGACUCGUUAGAGCGUCAGCCUCACAGUUCUGAGGUGCAGGGUUCAAUCCCCGUCCCCCCCUGUGUGGAGUUUGCAUGUUCUCCCCGUGCCUGCGUGGGUUUUCUCCGGGCACUCCGGUUUCCUCCCACAUCCCAAAAACAUGCAUUAAUUGGAGACUCUAAAUUGCCCGUAGGCAUGACUGUGAGUGCGAAUGGUUGUUUGUUUCUAUGUGCCCUGCGAUUGGCUGGCAACCAGUUCAGGGUGUACCCCGCCUCCUGCCCGAUGACAGCUGGGAUAGGCUCCAGCACGCCUGCGACCCUAGUGAGGAGAAGCGGCUCAGACAAUGGAUGGAUGGAUGGAUUUUCAGAUCUCUGGUACACAUACAGUCAUUGUCCAAAUUAUUAGACCACCUGUCAUAAAAAAGAGAAGAAGAAAAAUCACCUUUAUUGUCAUGAACAUGCAUGCAUGCAUACGAAAUUUGUUCUCUGCAUUUUACCCAUCACAGUGAACACAUACACACGUUAGUGGAACACACUGGAGCAGGGGGCAGCUGAAGCACCCGGGGAGCAUUUCGGGGUAUCAGUGUCUUGCUCAAGGACACCACAGCUGUGAGUCCGGGGGCUGUUGGAGGAUGGUCCAGUCAGGGUCUUGAACCCAGGUCCCCCACAGUGGCAGGCGAUGAUCUUAACCAUUGGGUCACAGCUGUAAACAUUAUACAGUAGAAGUCUUUCAAAAACAUCAUAAAAAAGAGAGUAAACAGAAGUUUUUCAAAAACAUGUUUUAAAUGAAAACUAGUCUUUGUUUUACGACUUUGGAACCGGAAUGAGUAAUUUUGUAACAUUCAACCAUUAAAACUUUUUAUUUCUGUUCAGAAAUGCAAGUGAAUAGCAAAGGUCUGACAUCUCAAUAAAGAAGUAAUAAUUUUUUACUAUUAUUUGAUUUUAUUUGUAUAAAAGUAAUAAACUUAUUCACAGAUAACAAUAAUUGUAUAUUGCAACAUUAUUAAUAAUAUCAUUUGAGUUACAGAGCUUCUGCAUACUUACAGUGGGUACAGAAAGUAUUCAGACCCCCUGAAAUCUUUCACUCUUUAUUAUAUUGCUGCCAUUUGCUAAAAUGAUUGAAGUUCUUUUCUCCCCCUCAUUAAUGUACACACAGCACCCCAUAUUGACAGAAAAAAACGGAAUUGUUGAAAUCUUAGCAGAUUUAUUCAAAAAGAAAAACUGAAAUAUCACACAGCCAUAAGUAUUCAGACCCUUUGCUGUGACACUCACAUAUUUAACUCGGGUGCUCUCCAUUUCUUCUGAUCAUCCUUGAGAUGGUUCUACACCUUCAUUGGAGUCCAGCUUUGUUUGAUUAUAAUGAUUGGAGUUAAUUAGGAAAGCCACACACCUGUCUAUAUAAGACCUUACAGCUCACAGUGCAUGUCAGAGCAAAUGAGAAUCAUGAGGUCAAAGGAACUGCCUGAAGAGCUCAGAGACAGAAUUGUGGCAAGGCACACUUAAGGUUCCUAAGAGCACAAUGACCUCCAUUAUCCUUAAAUGGAAGACGUUUGGGACGAACCCUUCAGAACCCUUCCUAGAGCUGGCCGUCCGGCCAAACAGCAAUCGGGGGAGAAGAGCCUUGGUGAGAGAGGAAAAGAAGAACCCAAAGAUCACUGUGGCUGAGCCCCAGAGAUGCAGUCGGGAUAUGGGAGAAAGUUCUAGAAAGUCAACCAUCACUGCAG
Molecule: messenger RNA, 4970 nt
Organism: Phycodurus eques (leafy seadragon)
Lineage: Eukaryota; Metazoa; Chordata; Actinopteri; Syngnathiformes; Syngnathidae
Gene: dzip1
Product: DAZ interacting zinc finger protein 1
Biological process (GO): cilium assembly
Cellular component (GO): ciliary basal body; cytoplasm
Source: RefSeq, a predicted model, not a curated record